Rotaria socialis is the source of this 1566-nucleotide messenger RNA. Lineage: Eukaryota; Metazoa; Rotifera; Eurotatoria; Philodinida; Philodinidae. The record is from the annotation of a GenBank genome assembly.
AUGCCGCCUAUCGAAGUUGGUCUUUCAUCUUCUCAACAAGAUUCAUUUGAACAACAUGAAGAAUUGAGUAAACUAUUGCAUGAAACGGAUGUAUUCUAUGUUCCGCUUCGAAACGAUUUCGGUGAUAACGAUCUCAAUACCAAUCAAGAUAUAACAAAACGGUUUGAUGAAGAUCUUUCUCAUAAACAUUUAAUUGUGACAUUUCGUGAUAUUGGCUAUUCAUUGUUUCUUGAUUCUGUUGAAAGUAUUCCUGAUGCAUAUGAUCAAUCGAAAAUUCGGAUUUCUGGAAAGAUGAUUGUUGAUGGCAUAUGUAUACAAUUUUUCGGUUGUUUUGAUUAUCGUAAUGAUACAAAAAAUCAUUCGGACAUUUCAGCGCAUCAAAUAAAUGGUGUUGGAAGAAUUCAACUAGACGAAGAAUACUAUCGAGAAUUAUCAUUGACACAGACUGCAUCGGAAAGUAAUCUUAAAGAGGAAAAAGUUCCUGCUGAACCCAUUAUUGUACGGAAAACUCGUCAACAAGCAGCAAAAUUAAAAGAACGAUCGACAACGAAGACAUCAACAAGCAAACCAAAAACACGUUCACGAACUAUCAGCGAAAAUCUCUUGCCCAAAAGCCGUACAAGUGUUUCCACGAGUCCUCCGCCGCCAUUACCGAUUACUAAUCCACUUCCACAUUCGUCUAUUUCGACCACACGACCACGCAUACAUUCGCCAACUCACAUGCCGUAUCCCUUACGUUCACCGCGCACAAAACAACAUCGUACUUCAUCACCAGUUCAUUCUAAUCAGUCGUCUACAUCAAGAAAUUCCGAAGUUCAUCCAUCUCUUAUUUCAAAUGCUCCAACAGCAUUCAGUGAAUAUCCUCAAACAAAUUCAACACCAACUAUCUCACAGCCCGUGGGACCAUCUCAAUCACAUCGUGUACAAGUUAUGUCUCCUCCUCCCAAUUUUUCAUCAGCUGCAAACGAUCCACCAACUCUCCCCAUACAAAUUCCGUCAUCGUCAAAUACAGGUCCUCCUACGGCAUCAUUACCACAACUAACAAAUCUACUUCCAGUAAAUCAAUCUCAUUCAUUACCAACCUAUUUUUUUCCUGCAUCAAGUAUUGCCUAUAUAGCAACGCCUGCAUCAACCAACAGUCCAUCCGGUGGGCCCUUUGAUUUAGCGCCAUUUGCUGGUAGCACAGGUGUUUUCUUAUUUACGACUUCAAGUCAACAUUCAACACAACCGGUACAUAUAUUAGCACCUUUUGAUCAUAGAUCAUUACAAUUUGCACAUAUUGCACCAACAAGUUUAUUUGUACCUCCGCCUGUUUCCCCACAAAUGUCAGCAUCACGUACAUGCAAUAUUCUUCAGCCGCCAUCAGCCACGGAAUCAAUGUCUAGUUUACAAAACAAACGACAUGAAAAUGAAGAUGAUAAACUCAAUCAACAAUCAUUACAAACCAAUAAGCAAUCGACUGAACAAUUACCAUUUAAAAAGCGUCGCUACGUUGGUCAGCAUACCCGAAUGCCCACUGUUCAUAGAGAUGAUGAUGUUGUAUCUGAUGAAUGUGUAAAAAAGUAA